AUAAUCAUUCAUUUCCAUUUUUCCCAAAAGACAAUUUCCUCUGUCUUUGCUCAAUGCAGAAGUAGCAGCUAUGCCGAAGCACAGUGACUUGCAAAUCCACAUCAAUGAUGAGGAAGUAUUCCUUUUGGACAAGUUCAUUUAUUUUGCAGAAGUUCAUAUCAAAAUACUGUGGAAGAAUAAAGAAAAUCUUGAGCCAUGAAAAGAGAAUGUGCAUUGAAAUCAAUGAUUUCCCUGGAGGGCCACAAGGGUUUGAGCUGGUUUCAAGAUUCUGCUACAACAACGGCAAAAUCCCUAUCAAUGUGUCCAAUGUGCUUAUCCUCCAUUGCUGUGGCCUUUAUCUUGGAAUGACUGAGGAGGUCUUCACCAACAAUCUCUUGCAACAAAUAGAAACAUUUCUUGAAGGAAUCCACUACUGGACAUGGAAUGAAAUACUUGUAAGUCUCAAGAAUUGUGAGUUAUUUUACGCACAUGCUGAUAGCUAUGGUCUAUUAGAGAAGAUUAUUGGUGCACUCUUGGCAAAAAUGGAUCAAAAUCCUGAGGCGAACCUCUUCACCUCCUCAUCUUCAUCAUCCCCAUCAUCUCCUGAAAGCAAUUCUGCCAAGAGAUUUUCUUACUCAACACAAGCUACUCCCAAGACUGUAAAGUCAACUUUGCCUAAAAAAGCAUGGUGGUUUGAGGAUUUGGCUACUUUACCCCCAAAGAUCAUUGAGAAGAUUCUCCAAACUAUUGGAGCUUACAAGACAGAUAACAAAAACUCAACUCUCACAAUAUUUCUGCUUCAUUAUCUGAAAAUUGUGACUCCAACAAGAGAGGUUAAUUGCAACAACAGUGUUGAGUAUGCUGGUCUAGCAGAAACAGCUGUUUAUGGGGUCAUAUUUGUUGGCAACAAGAGUUUUUCUUGUAGAGGCCUUUUUUGGGUAUUAAGGAUUGUGUCAAGAUUUGGUAUGAGUAGAGAUUACAGAAUUGAAAUUGAGAAAUUGAUUGGGGGGGUGCUUGAGCAGGCAACUUUGGAUGAUCUAUUAGUCUCUGGGCAUCAUAUGGGACUAUAUUAUGAUGUAACAUUUGUGAUAAGACUGAUUAAACAAUUUGUUGAUAUAAAUGGCUCUGAUGGGGUGUCCGUACAAAAGUUGAAAAAAGUUGGUAGAUUAGUUGACAAGUAUUUGAUUGAGAUAUCCCCUGAUCAGAACCUCAAGGUCACUAAAUUUCUUGCAGUUGCUGAAUGUUUGCCUGAUUGUGCUAGGGAUCGCUUUGACGGGGUGUACAGAGCCAUUGACAUCUAUCUUCAGUCGCAUCCAAUGCUGGCAUUUGAGGAGAGGUCAAGAUUGUGUAGAUGUCUUAAUUACAAUAAACUAAGCUUUGAGGUGUGUAAGGAUCUUGCAAAGAACCCCAGAAUACCUCCAAUGAUAGCAAUGCAGGCUCUUAUUUCUCAACAAACCAAGAUUCCAUCAAGUGACUUAAUCAUUGAGGAAAGUGAAAUCAUAAACCCUUCCCAAAUCAUUUUGCACUAUGACAAGACAGAUAGCUUCUUGGAAGAGAAAGAAGAUAUGCGACAAAACCUUGAGAGAAUGGAAUGGAGAGUGAAGGAAUUGGAGAUAUUGUGCAAGGAAAUGAAGGUUCAGAUGUCAAGGUUUCACUAACCAUAAUGUCUUAAUCUCUUAUGCAAGCCAAGAUUUUUAAAAAAAUGUGCUUUUCUUUAACCAUUUAUCAAUAUCCAAAAUACAUUGAUAUUUCUUUGAUUGUAAAAAUAUGUAAUUCUUUUGUUUUGAUUUUCAAUGGCAUAUAAUAGAAAAGAUUUCUUCAAUAUUGCAUCAUGGAACUUCCUUCAUACACAAUAUACAUUGUGAUACAAGUAUUUGGAACCUCAUACAUAAUUUCACAUUA
Messenger RNA from Glycine soja, 1881 nucleotides. Its product is annotated as BTB/POZ domain-containing protein At3g19850-like. NCBI's taxonomy places the organism in Eukaryota, Viridiplantae, Streptophyta, Magnoliopsida, Fabales, Fabaceae. The coding region runs from base 105 to 1637 and encodes 510 amino acids. The transcript has 3 exons. The record is from RefSeq and is a predicted model, not a curated record.